Messenger RNA from Nematostella vectensis (starlet sea anemone), 1815 nucleotides. Its product is annotated as probable serine incorporator. Gene Ontology annotation, cellular component: membrane. The record is from RefSeq and is a predicted model, not a curated record. Lineage: Eukaryota; Metazoa; Cnidaria; Anthozoa; Actiniaria; Edwardsiidae. The transcript has 6 exons. The coding region runs from base 155 to 1387 and encodes 410 amino acids.
CCAUGCAAACACCAAUCGAUACGUCUUCCGAAAUUUUAUCCCGGAGCGGAAACUUCUAACACUUCUCUUGACGAUUCCGACGUUUGUUUCAUGCGCAAACAACCCUGUUAUUGACCACAGUCGUUGUAAGCUUCGAGGAAUACGCUUUUGAGCCAUGGGAGCGGUGCUGGGGGCCUGUACCGCGGCCUCGUGUGCUGCAAAUCUGGCUUGUUGUUGUGGCUCGGCUGCUUGUAGCUUAUGCUGCAAUUUCUGUCCAACGUGCAAGAAUUCUACGUCGACUCGAAUCGUGUAUUCGAUCUUCCUUUUGUUCGGCUUGGUGGUCUCCUGUAUAGUUCUAGCGCCAGGACUAAGGCACAAACUCAACCAAAUCCCAUAUCUUUGCGAGCAUGCCAGUGAAACAUGUGACAGCAUUGUUGGCUACCUGGCCGUGUACCGUGUCUGUUUUGGCCUUGCCGCCUUCUUCCUGCUCUUCUGUUUACUCAUGUAUGGUGUGACAAGCAGUAGGGAUGUCAGGUCCAAGAUCCAAAACGGCUUCUGGGGAAUAAAAAUUCUGCUCUUUCUUGGUGCCAUUGUGGCAGCAUUUUUUAUUCCACAAGGAAAAUUCUCAGAAGUGUGGAUGUACUUUGGUUUGAUAGGCAGCUUUCUCUUCAUCCUGAUUCAGCUUGUUCUCCUAGUUGACUUUGCCCACACAUGGAAUAGUUCCUGGGUGGGCCGAAUGGAGGAGUCUGGUUCUAAAGUCUGGGCUGUCCUUCUCCUGUGCGCCACCUUCCUGAUGUAUGGCUUUUGUGUUGCGGGAAUUGUCUGUUUGUACGUGUACUUCACCUACUCCCAGGAGUCUUCUUGUCAUACCAACAAGUUUUUCAUCAGCUUCAACCUCAUAUUAUGUAUCAUUGCAUCUGUGCUGGCCAUACAUCCUAAGGUGCAAGAACGCCUGCCAACAUCAGGUCUUCUGCAGGCUUCUGUGAUCUCCUUGUAUACUGUGUACCUGACGUGGUCAGCCUUGUCAUUCCAGCCCGACAAAAACUGCAAUGGUUUCUAUGAAACUCACAUCACCUUGGCUGGAAUGGACAGCCAGGCAAUCAUCGGUGUCAUCCUCAUGUUUGUGAUGGUUGUGUAUGCCAGCGUCCGCACUGCGAGCAGUUCCCAAGUUGGCAAACUGGGAAUGUCAUCGCCAAAGCAUUCCUCAGCUCUUGAUAAAGAAACAACUGUGUUAUCAGAGGGAGAUGAGACCAGGAGUGACGUGGGGCUGGUUGAAGAGGGUGGUGGAGGUCGUAGGGUGUAUGAUGACGAAGAUGGGGGUGUGGCUUACAGUUACUCCUUCUAUCACUUUAUGCUAAUGCUUGCAUCACUCUACAUCAUGAUGACUCUCACCAACUGGUACAAGUAAGUGAUGACUCUCACCAACUGGUACAAGUAAGUGAUGACUCUCACCAACUGGUACAAGUAAGUGAUGACUCUCACCAACUGGUACAAGUAAGUGAUGACUCUCACCAACUGGUACAAGUAAGUGAUGACUCUCACCAACUGGUACAAGUAAGUGAUGACUCUCACCAACUGGUACAAGUAAGUGGUGACUCUCACCAACUGGUACAAGUAAGUGAUGACUCUCACCAACUGGUACAAGUAAGUGAUGACUCUCACCAACUGGUACAAGUAAGUGAUGACUCUCACCAACUGGUACAAGUAAGUGAUGACUCUCACCAACUGGUACAAGUGAUGACUCUCACCAACUGGUACAAGUAAGUGAUGACUCUCACCAACUGGUACAAGUAAGUGGUGACUCUCACCAACUGGUACAAGUAAGUGAUGACUCUC